CGUUCACGUAGCAAUAUGCUCCCAGUUCUCGCGAUCUCGGUUUUCUGCAUCGUGACAUGGACAGCCGCGUUGAACGAUUCGUCACAAGAUUUACCCAGGUUCGGCAAACCGUUGAACAACCUGACGAUCUCGGUGGGUCGCGAAGCCGUUUUCACCUGCAUCGUCGAAAACCUUGGCCUGUACAAGGUGGCGUGGCUGCGUGUAGACACACAGACGAUCCUGACGAUCGCUACUCACGUUAUCACGAAGAACCAUCGAAUCGCUGUGACGCACAGCGGGCAUCGCACCUGGUCCCUGCACAUCAAAGACACCAAAGUUGCGGAUAGGGGAUGGUACAUGUGCCAAGUCAACACCGACCCGAUGUCCAGUAACACAGGAUUCCUUGAAGUAGUUGUACCCCCGGAUAUCCUGGACUACCCUACCAGCACGGACAUGGUCGUGCAGGAGGGGAGCAACGUGACGUUACGGUGCGCCGUGACCGGCACCCCGCAGCCGACGGUCACGUGGCGUCGUGAAGCCGGCGGCACGAUCACCUUGUCAAACUGGCACGAGGUGGCGAGCAUUCAGGGCCCGGAAUUGGAAAUAACACGUGUCACACGUCUCCACAUGGGACCAUACCUCUGCAUAGCUUCGAAUGGAGUGCCGCCAUCAGUCAGCAAACGGAUUGUUCUCAUUGUUCAUUUUCAGCCUAUGGUCUCGAUUCAGAAUCAGCUGGAAGCUGCUUACGAGGGCCAAACGCUGACAUUGGAGUGCCGCAGCGAGGCUUAUCCAAGACCGAUCACCUAUUGGACCAGGCCACCGAACGUAACGGUAGCGAAUGACAACAACUACAAAGUUGAAGCAAUCCCGAACGGAUACGCGAUAACGAUGAGGCUGACCAUAAAGUCCGUACGACCCGAGGACUUCGGGUUCUUCCGGUGUGUGGCGACCAACUCACUCGGCCAAACCGACGGAAAAAUUAAAAUCGACAGGAUUGAUCGUCCGCCGACAACCCGUAGGCCCAGCACAAGGCGGGACUCGAAGAAAGCCUGGAAGAUCGAUCACGGUCAUGAAAGGAAGACAGCCGGCAUGAAGGACGAACCGAUGCUGAAAGGCCUCGACGACGAUGACGAGCAGAUUGAUUUUCAAUCGGCGAGAGCCUCGUCGCUAUUCCACCGACACUUAUUCGCGAACCUCGGCAUCACCGCCAUCACGGCGAUCCUAGCCGGUCUGUCGACGUAGGAGGCGCAGCUCUGUGAUGACAAUUACCCUAGAAACUGUUUGAUCCGCGUCCCGUCGAGGUCGCCGGGCUUGACACGGCUCGGGCACGAGUUCCAUCCGCGCUUUGAACACGUCGGAAUCCUCGGGCAACAACGGGCCAAAGACUAAUCUUUUGAGGCAUCGAGGACCAGAAAGUUUCUUCCUGGGUACACCGAACUAGCGGCUAACAACUGCCGGGCGCAUGAAGAAAUCAGCGGUUCUCUGGUGUUUCGUGGGAUCGAGAGCAUCGUAUGGCCCUCCAGUGUAACGCGAACCAGCGAGACGUGCAUCUUCCGUUGCAACAGAGCUCCGUUUGCGUGCAGCUUUUCGGGAGGUAUUCCAUCGAGAGGUACAUUCACUCGGAGGAAACGCAUUCUUAACCCUUCCAUGGUUUUUCGGGUCUAUAUGAACUCUAGUUCGUGUACUAGACUUAUGCAUUACGCGAAGAAACUGGAAUUUUUCGUUCGAUCGCGAUUUCUGCCGUGCAAAAAGCUGUCGAAUGAACGAUCUGUCUCAGUUUUGUUUCAUUUCCGACGAAAUUUCGUUAAUAACAGCGUUAGCUUUAAUAUGAGGUCGUUUAACCGGUAGAAGUUUUCAAAUAAUCGUGUAAUUAACCCUUUACAAUUGUUAUUUUCGGUGUAGACAUAGUCUCCAUUGGUUCAGAAAGCAUAAUUUUCAAGACAAAUUUAUACUGAACGGUUCCUGUUGUUCAAACCCAAAUUGCUGAAACAAAGUUCAUCCGAAGGUCAUAGUCGUCGAAUGCAUUUUUUCGUCAGCGAUAACUCAGCAAAGUCAAAAAUACAUGGUGUCAUUUGAAACAGUCAAGGUGACCUUGACUUUUAGUAGAAAAACAAUAGUUUCUGAAAUUUGUUAUUUUUCGAUAUGUAGCCGACUAAAAGCUAAUUAAUUUUUAUUCGAAAUAUUUUUUCGUUAACAAUGAAACCUCGAGUAACCGAGCUGAGCAGUGCCACGUGGACGUUUGGAUAAUAGAACAGUUACUAAAUUAUACUGCCAGACUUUGUCUUUACUAAUUUAUACAGUAGACGGUUCACAUAUAGAUUGCCUAAAUUACUAAUUACAUAUCAAACGUUUUUGGAUAAUAGAGAUUUCUGAUAUUGAAGGUAUUAUAUUCAAUUUACGUGGAAUUUGGUGGGAAAUUGUACCGACACGGACUUCAUGAAACAAAAAGGUUUUUUAAUAAUUAUUAGCACUCUUCUUGUGACUCCUGAGAGAAGAGAUCCGAGUGGAAAGGGUUAAAUGAAGCGUUUUCGACAGUGAUUAACAGCCCACGGAUUGUUAUGGAAGAUAAAAAUGAUCUAAAAGCUGAUUGUAAGAAUCGUAAGUCGGAUACAAAUGUUUUUCCUUUUUUGAUCAUUUUUAAUAAGAACACGACAUAAAAAUAUCCUCGAAUUCUUUUCACAGUCUUUACAAUUUCAUUUUUGACCCAAACACUUUUGUCGAAAAUGCACAAAAUCCGCUGUCUAAUGAUUCAGUCAGGUUUGUAUCCAGCUGUACGCGAGCGGACACGUAUGUAGUCUACGUAUUGUUACAGUGCGAAGUUUUGUAUGAUUCCGUCGCUGAGACCUAGAAAGUCAUUGUUCGAACCGUUUGUUAGAAGCCAAACUGAGAAGCCAAAUGAAAUUUCAUGGAACAUUAAGUAGUUACGGUUAUAGCGGACGGAAAUAGAAAAUAUACGUGUAAGGAGAGAAAAAUUAUAUUGAAAUUCAAGCUAAAUGUAUCCUGUUGACCUUACUUACUUUUUUCGGUAGAGAAUACAUACAUGUAAUGCCAUAACGUCGCCUUUAUCAUCAUCUCCCAUAUUAAGUGUGCUAGAAAGAAAAGGUAUGCAGAAAGUGAAACCGAUCGAUUCGACUUCUAGCAGAUUUCUUUUGUCUUCUCAUUUUGUAUUCUCAUACCAAUCGAUGAUUCGUUCGAUAACGCAUGUGAAUUUGAUUCAUUCAUUGAAUUGAAGGGAAGAAAGAAAAAUGUCUUGUUUAGUGUCAUGUACAUUGCAAGAUCGAUGUUGACGAAACAAUUAUGAAUUUAUCAUUGAUUUAGCUGUUCUAGGGAAGCCAGUCAACAUAUUUAUACAUAUAGAAUGAGUAAUUAAGAUCGAUAUUGUAAUAUAAUCGUUUUGCGACAGCAAAUCUGCCAAUAAAAGAAGGAUGUAACGUUAUUUAAAUUUCUGAUAAAGAUAGUUUCUCUCUUCUCUUUUCAUAUGUUUCGCAAUUAUGUGCAUACCGGUGUUAUGAUUUUCAAAGCGAAGCUAAUCGUUUAGAAUUUUUCUCGGCUUGUAAAAAAAUGAACGUGACAUUGUUGAAAGAAAAUUUCUGUCCUGGAUAACGAUUGCGAGAAAAAGAGUAUUUCCCCCUGUAAAUAUUACUUACAUAUAUAUAUAACGGACGUGUAUAAUAACAUCGCUUUACGAUAUUUUUUUAUAUUGUUAAGUAACGAAUGGAGUUUACGUGUUUUCCAACAAUUGCGCAACAAGUUUUCCCUUCUAAAAUGGUGUAUUCCUUUUAGAAUAUCAAAAAUGUGAAGUCCAUUCCUUGCAACCUACAACACAUAAUUUAUCCACUGUAAUAUAAACAAAUAUAAGUACGUCGAUUCUGCUGUUUUAA
Molecule: messenger RNA, 3860 nt
Organism: Megalopta genalis
Lineage: Eukaryota; Metazoa; Arthropoda; Insecta; Hymenoptera; Halictidae
Product: protein amalgam
Cellular component (GO): neuron projection
Source: RefSeq, a predicted model, not a curated record